AAGACUUUUAUUUUGGUGGGGCGACAUGAUGUCAUAAGGCUGCGCCGUUCUCAUGAGUCUGUGAUUUGGCUGAAGAAAGAGUAUCAAAACACAGAAAAUCUCCUGGUGAAGCAACUGAGAUCCAUGUGACACUAUUAUAAAGAUGGCGUUUAUUAAAGAGGAGAGUGAAGACUUGAAGAUUGAAGAAGCAUUCAGAGUGAAACAAGAAGAUACUGAGGAACAAGACCUGAUGGUGCUAAAAGAGAAGAGUCAAGAACUGAACGAAAAUGGUACGAGAAAGAAAGAUCUGUAUGAGAAAUGCCAUUUUUUCAUGGCUAAGGAGAAAUCAUUUAGUUACUCACCAACUCAUAAAACACAAACUAGAAACCUCCAGAAGAGAGUUCACACUGGAGAGAGCCCUUUGACCUGCCAACAGUGUGGAAAGAGUUUCAGUCGGAAAAAAAACUUUAAACUCCACUUGAAAAUCCACACUGCAGGGAAACGGUUUAGAUGCCCUCAGUGUGGAAAGAGAUUUGCACAGAAAAAAACCCUUAAAGUCCACAUGAGAAUUCACACCGGAGAGAAGCCUUUCACCUGUAAACUGUGUGGGAAGAGUUUCACAGUAAAAGGAACUCUUAAGACUCACAUGAGAAUUCACACAGGAGAGAAGCCGUUUGUUUGUGAGCAGUGUGGAAAGAGUUUCAGGUAUAAAGAAAGCCUUAAUCAUCACAUGAGGAUUCAUUCAGGAGAGAACUGUUUUGUAUGUCAUCAGUGCGAAAGGAGUUUCACAGACAGGAAUCAUCUUAAUAAUCACGCAAAAAUGCACGUUGUAGAGAAGCAUUACAUGUGCCAUCACUGUGGAAAGAGUUUCAAACACAGAACAACCCUUGAGAAUCACAUGAGAAUUCACAAUAGAGAGAAGCCUCAAAUAUGUAAUCACUGUGGAAAGAGUUUCGAACACAGAGCGCACCUUGAGAGUCACAUGAGAAUUCACACUGGAGAGAAGCCUUUCGCCUGCCCUCAAUGUGGAAAGAGCUGCACGACGAAAGGAAACCUUAAGAUUCACAUGAGAGUUCACACUGGAGAGAAGCCUUACAAGUGUCUGCAGUGUGAAAAAAAUUUCACAUAUCACACAGAUCUGAAACGGCAUUUGCAAACUCAUUCUGAAAAGUAAUUGUUGUUUUCCCUCAGUGUGAUAAGGUUUGGAAAAAAGAGAAAUUAGAACAAUCAUCUGCGCAUUCACUGAAAGACAAUUCAGUUGUGAUCAGUCUAAUAAAACAUCGCGCUUGCACAUACAUGUGAAAAGUCAUGUAAAUGUGAGACCCUGUUUAUGUUCUUUGUUAAAGAGUACGGCAAUAGAAAAUGUGUAUCUGUUUGAAAUAAAGGCUACUUUCACUCUGCA
Molecule: messenger RNA, 1381 nt
Organism: Ctenopharyngodon idella (grass carp)
Lineage: Eukaryota; Metazoa; Chordata; Actinopteri; Cypriniformes; Xenocyprididae
Product: gastrula zinc finger protein XlCGF8.2DB-like
Exons: 3
Coding region: 143-1153 (336 amino acids)
Biological process (GO): regulation of transcription by RNA polymerase II
Molecular function (GO): RNA polymerase II cis-regulatory region sequence-specific DNA binding; DNA-binding transcription factor activity
Source: RefSeq, a predicted model, not a curated record